AUGUCUGCCGUGCAGCCUGUCGCCGUCUACGCCCUCCGGGUUCCUCCCGGUGCUAUGGUUCCUGCUGUGCCCAACGCAGCCGCCUCGUUCCGUGUUAGUAUGGCCGCUAUUGACCCGGAUGAGACCCCAGAGUACGAGGAUGGCGACUCCAGCAAGCCCUCGCGCGCGACUCUGAAGAUCGUCCGUGUUCCCGCCGGCCUUGACCUUGAAGAAGAUGAGGACUCUGAUGAUGAGGACUACAGUGACGAGGACGAUGAGGAGGAGGAGGAGGACUCUGAUGAUGAGGAGGUCAACGGCGGCCCCAGCGACAAGGAGAAGGCUCGCAAGCUGAAGCAAGCCGCCGCCCAGAAGGAGCUUGAGGACGCCAUGGAGGAUGACGACGAGGACGAUGAGGAUGACAGUGGCUUUGACCUGAAGGCCGCCAUCUCCAAGCUUAUCAAGGGCAAGGGCCCGGCUACCGACGAUGACGACGAAUCCGAUGACGAGUCCGACGAGGGUCUGGACCUCGACGAGAACGUCAUCUGUACUCUGAGCCCCGAGAAGAACUGCCAGCAGGCCCUGGACUUCACUGUCUGCGAGGGUGAGCGCGUUUUCUUCAAGGCUACCGGUAACCACACCAUCUACAUCACCGGUAACUACGUCAUUGGCCUCGACGAAGGCCACCCUGAUCACGAAGAAGAUGAGGAGGAUGAGUAUGACGAUGAAUAUGAUCUGUCUCCCGACGAGGAGGAGCUUGACAUGGAUGAGCUCAUGGCCAUGGACGGCGACGAGAGCGACGACCUGGAUGAGAUGGAGGAUCCCCGUAUCACCGAGGUCGACAGUGACGAGGAGGCCCCCAAGCUAGUUGAGGCCAAGGGUAAGGGCAAGAACAAGCGUGCUGCUGAGCCUGAAGAGGAGAACCUUGACGAGAUGAUGGCGAAGAGCGCCAAGUCCAAGGCCGACAACAAGGAGAAGGCCCAGCAGAAGAAGCUCAAGAAGAAUGACGGUGCCGCCGCUGCCGUUGAGCCCAAGAAGGAGGCCAAGACCGACAAAAAAGUCCAGUUCGCCAAGAACCUCGAGCAGGGCCCUACUCCCUCUGGCGACAAGCCCACUGGUACCCUUGGCGUCAAGGAGGUCCGUGGCGUGAAGAUUGACGACAAGAAGCUCGGCAAGGGUGUCGCCGCCAAGAGUGGCAACGUCGUCGCCAUGCGCUAUAUUGGUAAGCUCGAGGACGGUAAGGUCUUUGACUCCAACAAGAAGGGCAAGCCUUUUUCCUUCAAGCUGGGAAAGGGCGAGGUCAUCAAGGGCUGGGACAUCGGUGUUGCCGGCAUGGCUCCCGGUGGUGAGCGUCGCAUCACCAUUCCUGCCCAUCUAGCUUACGGCAAGAAGGCGCUCCCUGGUAUCCCCGCCAACUCCAAGCUGAUCUUCGAUGUCAAGCUGCUGGAGAUCAAAUAG
Molecule: messenger RNA, 1434 nt
Organism: Penicillium argentinense
Lineage: Eukaryota; Fungi; Ascomycota; Eurotiomycetes; Eurotiales; Aspergillaceae
Product: FKBP-type peptidyl-prolyl cis-trans isomerase
Exons: 3
Coding region: 1-1434 (477 amino acids)
Cellular component (GO): nucleolus; chromatin
Molecular function (GO): peptidyl-prolyl cis-trans isomerase activity; macrolide binding
Source: RefSeq, a predicted model, not a curated record